Molecule: messenger RNA, 2900 nt
Organism: Dermatophagoides farinae (American house dust mite)
Lineage: Eukaryota; Metazoa; Arthropoda; Arachnida; Sarcoptiformes; Pyroglyphidae
Source: RefSeq, a predicted model, not a curated record
AUUUUCUAUAUCACAUUCGUUCGAAUGAGUUUGAAAUGAGUUUCGAAUGACUUUCAUUUGAAUAUUUGCCAUUGUCAUUGAUUGAUCAUCAUCAUUCAUUUUUAAUCAAUCAAUUAAUCAAUCUGUAAUUUUCAAACUUUAUUUUUUUUCUUUAUAAAAUUUAAAAAUGGUUCAUCCAAUAAAAUCAUCGUGUCGUUUAUCCAAAGAAUUCAAUAAAGAAUUGGAUGAACUUAUUGAAUAUGCAAAUAAAUUUGAACAACAACAAAAUGAUAUGAAUGAAGAAAUGAAACGUCUUCAAAAUGAAUUUGCCGAUCGUGAACGAAUGCAUUUGGAUCAGAAACAAAAAUGUAUCAACGAAUGUCGUUCAAUCGAAACUGAAGCAAUGGUAUUGAUGGAAGAAUUAAAAUCUGUUUAUGAAGAAAAAAUCGACAGUAUUAAAAAGCAUUAUGAAAAACAAUUCAUGUUAAUGAUACAAAAACAUAAAUCCGAGAUUCAAACAUGGCGCAUCAAGUAUGAAUCAAUCGAAAAAACCAUUAAAUCAUCAUCAUCAUCGAAAGAAACGGUAAAAAAUGAAAAAAUCGAUCAACAACAAGAACAAAAAUUUAAAGCUGAAAUUAAACGAUUGGAAGAACGAAACGAUGAACUUGAACGUGAAAAUAAACAUCUUAAAACACGUGUAGAAACAUCGGAAAAUCGUAUUGAACAGAAUGAAGCACAAAGAAAAACAAUUGAAAAUGAUUUACGAAAAUCAAAACAUGAAUGUAAUGAUCGAAAUGAAGAAAUUCGUAAACAAAAAUUGAAAAUUACCGAACUUGAAAAGGCUAUCGAUAAGCAAAAACGGCAAUCGGAUGAAAAAGAAUCGAAAAUUUCUGAAUUACGAAAAAAGAAUGAAAAGCUUGAAAAAGAAGUCGCAGAAAUGGCAACACCAAUCAAAUCAACAUCGUCAACAACAUCGACAGCCGAAAUAAUAUUACCACAUGGUAAAAUGAUGGAUGAAAAUUUCACUAGCGGUUAUGGUGGUCUUUACAGUAGCAGUGAUAAUGAUAACGAUGAUGUUCAAACAUUGAAAUCAAAAUUGAUCAUUAGUGAACGUGAUAUGCGUGCUGUUAAUCGUAAAUUGGAAAAUAAGACUGAAAUCUGUAAUAUUUUACGUACCGAAUUGAGUGAAAUUAAACAGAAAUUAACUGAUUACGAAAAAUCAUUAGUUGAUGAAAAGAAACGUUCGAAUGGUUAUUCCGAAAUGGUUUCAACAUAUCGAUCUGAAUUGGAUCAAAACAAACAAGAAAUUGAGCGAAAAGACACCGAAAUUGUGAACCUGAAAUGUUUGGUCGAUGAAAAUAAUAAUAACUUCAAUCUGAAAUUAAAGGAAUCAUCCGAAAAUGAACGAAAAUUACGUUCGAAAACUGGUGAACUAACCAGACGAAUCGAUACAUUGAUGAAAGAAGUUGAAACAUGUAAACGAAAAAAUGCUGAUCUACAUUAUUUGGUGGAUAAAACAACAAAUAAUUUGAAUCAUUCGAAUAAUGAAAAUGAACAAUUAAAGAACAAGAUUGAAAAAUAUCGUAAACUAUUGAAAUGUUGUGAAGAACAACUGGAUCAAUAUAACAUAAAAUUUCCAACACUUUUACAUCAACAAAAAUCACAAUCAUCGGAUGCUAUUUCUGUAUUGAAUAGUCAGCUAAUGGAAUUGAAAAAGAAGAAUGAAACAUUACGUAAUGAAUUGGAAGAAUUACAAGCUAAAUUGAUUGAACAACAAAAACAAACAGAAAUGAUUGUGGAAAAUGAAAAAAUGGAAAAUAAUCGUCUACAACGGCAAUUAAUGAUUGAACAAUCUAAAACUGAACGACUGGAACAUGAAAUGAAUGGUCAGCAAGAUAUUUUUGAUAAUAGAGAACAAGAAUUGGUUGCCAUCAAAGAAGAGGCUGCUGGACAUAUAACUAAAAUUUCACAAAUAAGUAAAGAACGUUUAGAAUUGGAAGCAAAAUGUGAAUCAAUGGCCAAUGAUAUUGAACUGUUGAAUGAACGUUUACAAUUGUUGAAUAAUAAUUUGGAACAAAAAUCUGAAGAGAUUUAUCGUCAUGAAGAAACCAUUUCACAACAAUUGAAACUAAUUGAUUUUAUACAAUCCAAUUGUAAAUGUUUGGAGAAGAAAAAACCAUUCAUGUUAUUUUCAUUUGGUUCAAAAUUAAUCAAUGGUAAUCAAUCAUCAACAAAAUCAUUGACUGAAGAAUUGGAACGUAAAUUGAAAAAUGAACGAGAAAAGAAUAAUUUUUUAAAUGUACGAUUAAAUGAAAUGAUUAAUGAAUUGGAUGAACGUACUAGUUAUGUUGAAAAAUUGAGAAAAGAAGUUCGAAAACUUGAAACACAAUUGAAGACCAAAAGUUAUUUCGAACAAAUGGGUGGUGAACAUAAUUUCACAUCGAAAACAAUAAAAUUAUCAGACAUUUGUGUUGCUUGUGCUAAAUCAAUAACGAUUGGUUCGAAAGCAAAAAUUUGUAAAAAUUGUGGUGCCACCAUUCAUAAUGGAUGUCGUUUAUCAUAUAAUUGUGGCCUAUCACUUGAAAUGGUACGACUCAAAUCAUUUGGUCUUGGUAUGACACCUAAUCAAAGACCGGAACAUCAAAAUCGUCCUUAUGAUAGUAGUUCAAAUGAUUAUAAUGAUGAUAAUGCAUCUUCUAUGCUUGAUGAUAAUGAUAAUGGUUCAAUUAUAACAUUUUUGCCGGGUACUACAACAACAAAUACGAAUACCACGACUACAGAUGAAUCAGAUAUAAAUUCAAUAAAUAGUUUUCCUCAUCAUAUGAUGGAAGAACCAUCGGCACCGGAACAUUCAAAUUAUUGAAAUCGAUAAUAAUUUAUUCAUCAUCAAUAACAUUCAACAAGUUAUUUUUUUUAAUACA